AGGAGAUUUUUGGGAGAUUUGAGCAUUUAGGACGAACUGUCAUCGAAGUGUUGGCAACACUGAUUCGCCCGCCAUGUUGACUGUCAAAGUCAGUGACGUCAUUCUUGUUUUUUAUUCCUUCCCUGGAACUUUUUCUCACCAUCUUCUCCAUAGGAAACACAAGUGGAAUUACCUUUUAUUUCCAGCCUAUCGUUUUCUCAAAUCGCCCAUCAUGGAGGACAUUUUUCACUGGUGCAGGGAAGGAAAUUCCAUUCAGGUGCGCCUCUGGCUGGAUGACACGGAGCACGAUAUGAAUCAGGGAGACGAUCAUGGGUUUAGUCCACUUCACUGGUGUGCCAAAGAGGGCCACUCGAAAUUGGUGGAGAUUCUCCUCCAACGUGGGGCUCGUGUAAAUGCCACAAAUAUGGGGGAUGACAUUCCUCUGCAUCUGGCCACAGCUCAUGGCCAUCUGGAGAUAGUCAUGAUGCUGCUGCGUCACAAAUCCGAUGUCAAUGCCACCAAUGAGCAUGGUAAUACUCCCCUGCACUAUGCAGCUUUCUGGGGAUACACGGCAAUUGCCGAGGAAUUGGUCAAUCACGGAGGAUUGGUAUCCCUGGCCAAUAAAGACGGGGAUACCCCUCUGGACAAAGCCAAAGCCCAGCUGGCCAAGCGCCUUCACGAUCUGGCAGUUGAAAGUGGUCAGGAGCUGAGAAAGAUCAGUUUCAAAGAUCAAAGUUGGCUGGGCCUGAAAACCCGAUCCCGGGAUGCCACUCUUUCCCGCUACAAAGGAAUCAAUAUCCGGGAUUUGGAAUUGCACACAAAGCUCGCAAUUCCAGCUUCUGGAGAAACCUGGCGCGGACGCUGGCAGAAGAAUGACAUAGUGGCGAAAAUUCUCAACAUCCGGGAGUACAGUGCCCGAAUUUCGCGGGAUUUCAAUGAGGAAUUCCCAAAAUUGCGAAUUUUCUCGCAUCCAAACAUCCUUCCUGUCAUCGGUGCAUGCAAUUCUCCGCCAAAUCUCAUUGUAAUCAGUCAGUACAUGCCCCGGGGCUCCCUCUACGAUCUCCUCCACGGAGCCGUUGGGGUCGUCGUGGACACAGCUCAAGCUGUCCGUUUCGCUCUGGACAUUGCCCGUGGCAUGGCCUAUCUGCAUUCUCUCGAGCGCAUCAUCCCGGAAUAUCACCUGAACAGCUACCACGUGAUGAUUGACGAGGAUCUCACGGCCAGGAUCAACAUGGGAGAUGCAAAAUUUAGUUUCCAAGAACGCGGAAGACUCUACAAACCUGCCUGGAUGUCUCCGGAAGCCCUACAGAAGAAACGAUCAGAUCGCAAUUGGGAAGCCUGCGACAUGUGGAGCUUUGCCAUUUGCGUCUGGGAAUUGGCCACCAGAGAGAUUCCCUUUGCCGAUCUCUCACCAAUGGAAUGCGGCAUGAGGAUUGCCACUGAAGGACUUAGAGUGCAAAUCCCACCAGGUACUUCGCCCUAUCUGGCCAAACUCAUUCGGAUCUGCAUGAAUGAAGAUCCAGGAAAACGACCCAAAUUCGAUAUGGUCGUGCCGAUUCUCGAUAAAAUGAAGCGCUAAGUCGCACGCGAUUUUUUUAAUCGACUUUAUCUAACUUCCUGCCUCCUCCACCCCUUUAAUAAUCCUUUUCAAUGUUCUCAAAUCGUGAUAAUUCAUCGGAUAAAAGCCUGGUUUUUUUUUACUAAUAUUCCUCAUCAUUCAUUAACUCGAAUUUUUGUAAAGAAAAAAAAGUGUUCUUAAUGCAAAGUGCAAAUUGACGAAAACUGUGUGACAAAAUGGCCUUAAUUCUCUGAUAACCUACUCAAAAAAGUAUUUGAUUUCUUAAAGUUUCCGGAAGAUACUGCAGGAUUGGGGUCUUUCAGAGAUUACAUGUAACUAUUAGAAGUAAUACGUUGAAUUUUUGGUCAGGUAGCAAAAACUUUAGGUAGCUAAAUGGUGAAAAUGAUCAGUAAUGCCUGCGACAUACCUUUUAGAUCAGUAAAAUUUCAUGAAAUCAAAAUUCGCGUCCCUUUAUCAAAAGGUUUGCAUAAGUCUGUCCUACUCUUUCGACUCCAAAUUGGACUGAACUAAAUUUAAUUUGGUGUCAUGUUCAAAAGAAGAAGAAGAGUCUAAAAGAGCAGGAUAGAUAUAUGCUAAACUUUUAAGAAAGGGAUGUGAAUUUUGAUUUCAUGAAAUCUUACCGAUCUAAAAGGUGUGCCAGAGCCAUAAAAAUUCAAAUUUUAUCUAUAAUGGCUCCGGCACACCUUUUAUAUCAGGAAAAUUUCAUGAAGACGAAAUUCGCAUCCCUUCCUUUCUCACAUGUUUUGUAUAUGACUAUCUCACUCUUUCGCAUACCAAAUUCUAUUGAUCGAAAUUGAAUUUGGUGUGAUGUUUAAAAGAAGAAGAAGAAGAGUGCAAGAGGAUGAGAUAGUCAUAUGCAAAAUAUGUGAAAAAGAAAGGGAUUCGAAUUUCGACUUCAUGAAAAUUUCCUGAUCUAAAAGGUGUGCCGGAGACAUAAAAAUUGAAAUUUGAUCACUUUUAGAUCAGGAAAAUUUCAUGAAAUCAAAAUUCACAUCUCUUUCUCACGAGCUUUGCAUAUGUCUAUCCCAUUCUUUCGCACUCCAAAUUCGAUUGAGCUAAAUUGAAUUUAGUGUGGUGUUUAAAAAAAAGAAGAAGAGUACGAAAGAAUGAGAUAGACAUAGACAAAUCGUGUGAGAAAGACAGAGAUUCUAAUUUCGACUUCAUGAAAUUUUACCGGUCUAAAAGGUGUGCCGGAGGCAUUAAAAUUAAAUUUGGUGAAUUAAUAACUUUGAAAGCAGUGAAAUCAUCAUUUUGGUUUGUCAAUAAUUUUUUAUUGACCUAAAUUGCUUUUUAGGGACCAAACGGAUUUUUUACUGACUAAAAUUGUUUUUUUUUCCCCAACAAAGUUGUUUAGUCUUUUACCAAUGGAAAUGGACUUUUAUUACAAGCCGAAAUAGUUAUUCUUUUAUCAACCAAAAUUGAUUUCAUUUACUGAUCAAAUUUGACUUCUUCUACAAGACGACACUUUUAUUUUAUUUACUGACCAAAAUUUACUACUUUUAUUGUCUAAAAUAUUUUUUCUAUUUUUUUUUUAUAAUUCAAACAGAUUUUUUAAACAAACCAAUAUAGACUUUGUACCAAGAUUGACAUUUCUAUUAACCAAAAUUAACUUCUUCUACUGAUUAAAAUUACUUUUGCUGACAUAAAUUGACUUCUUUUAUUGACCGAAAUUGUUUUGUUUUUACUAACCGAUUUUUUUUGAAAACCAAAUUAGACUUUUUUACUGACUAAAAUUGGCUUCUUUUGCUAGCCAAAAUAGUUAUUCUUUUAUCAAUCAAAUUGACUGACUAAAAUUAUCAUCUUUUACUGACUUAAAUUCACUGCUUUUACUGACCAAAAUUGACUUCUUUUACUGACCUAAGUUGACUUCUUUUACUGACCAAAAUUAACACAUUUUGCUGAUUAAAAUUGGCUUCUUCUGCUGACCUAAAUUGACUUCUUUUACUGACCAAAAUUAACAUCUUUUGUCGAUCAAAAUUGACUUCUUUUACUGACCAAAAUUAACAUCUUUUGCUAAUCAAAAUUGACUUCUUUUAUUGACCAGAAUUAUUUUUUUAUUAACCAAUUUUUUACAGACCAAAAUUGACCUCUUUUGCUGAUCAAAAUUUAUUGCUUUUGCUAACCAAAGUUGGUUUUUAUAAAGACCAAAAUUGACUUUUUUGCUAACCAAAAUAGAUUUUAUUACUGGCCAAAUUAUUUUUUUAGAGAUCAAAAUCAAAGUUUUAAUAAUAAAACUUAAUUUUUACUGAUCUAAUACAAUUUCUUUUACCCAAAAUUGUUUAUUUACUGAUCAUUUUUUCCAAAAUACUGACCAAAAAUUGUUUACUGAUUUUUAUUGAUUGCACAAGAUUUUAAUUUAAAUUUUACGAUAUCUUAGUAUAUUUUAAUGAAUUUUUAAAGUGUUUUUUAAAGAUAAAUUCUUUUUAAAAUACCGGAAACAUAUUGUUCAUAGCUUUUACAAAUUCAUAUGAGACACAAAAGAUCAAAGUUCCUGAUCAAAGAAUGCCAACUGAUCAUUUAGUGGUAUUUUCCAAUUUAGGGGAAAGCGAGGAUGUUUGAGAGAAUUUAUUUUAUUCUGAAAAUCUUUUAAUUUUUCCUAAAAGAGUACAAAGUAAAUAGUAAGAAAAUUCUGAACUUUUCGCUGAAUAAAAGGAUAAAAAUACGUAAUGAAAUACAAGAAUAAUAGCAAGAAAAUUUGAUGUUCUCAAACAUUAUCGCCCUCUCCUACUUCAAAAAUAUUGUCAUCAGCCAAAAAAAAUCCAUUUUCUAACUUGUAAAAAAAAAUCUCCUCGGUAUUUUUGCCAUUGUGUGCCAAAAGAUAUUAAUUUGUAAUAUUAUUUUUAUAUAAAAGCGUGAUUGUUGAUCAGAGAUCGUUGAGUGGAAUUUAAAUGAGCACAGAAAAGGAAUAUCUUUUCCAGUGAUGUAUCAUUCAAUAUCUUUUUUUUUCGUCGUUGUUGUUCUUGUAACAAAAUCAAAAGGCCCAACAAGAGAGAGAGAAAGAAUCCCCAUCUUAUCUGCAAUUUCUUCCGCAACAGAGAGUUGUAUUUUCAAUUGAUAGUAGUUUUUACAGAGGCAAUAAUUGUUUUAAUAAAAUAAAAAAGUCAUUAACAAGA
Messenger RNA from Phlebotomus papatasi, 4671 nucleotides. It is a transcript of the gene Ilk, whose product is annotated as integrin-linked protein kinase. Lineage: Eukaryota; Metazoa; Arthropoda; Insecta; Diptera; Psychodidae. The record is from RefSeq and is a predicted model, not a curated record. Gene Ontology annotation, molecular function: ATP binding; protein binding; protein kinase activity. The coding region runs from base 74 to 1558 and encodes 494 amino acids. Gene Ontology annotation, cellular component: stress fiber; focal adhesion. The transcript is spliced from 3 exons. Gene Ontology annotation, biological process: cell-matrix adhesion; integrin-mediated signaling pathway; substrate adhesion-dependent cell spreading.